AGAGGCGCAGGACCGGCGAGCUCUGGCGUCAGGGAUUCCGAGACCCAGCCGCCCGGGCGAUGCGUUACGAGUUCGCGGGUCUUUGCUGGACGCGCGGGUGUCCUCAGGGGCGCAUAGGCGCAGAAUCGCGUCCGAGGUCGCAGACUGGCUGGGCUGGCUGGGGGCGGAGGCCAGGGGCGGGGACUGGAGGGGGGCCCGCACUUUGCGGUCAGGGCCGGGAGCAGCCGAGCUCCUCUGCAACCUAGCGCUCGGCACAUGGAGGCUUCCUCGGAGUUCGGGCCCGGGCCCAGAGGCACCUCGGCCACCACCGACCGGCGCGGGCUGCGCUGCCCGCUGUUGUCCGGUUUCCGAGAGGAGCUGCAGGCUCUUCUGGUCUUGGCUGGUCCCGCGUUCCUGGCCCAGCUGAUGAUCUUCCUGAUCAGUUUCAUCAGCUCCGUGUUCUGUGGCCACCUGGGCAAGCUGGAACUGGACGCUGUCACACUUGCAAUUGCAAUUAUCAAUGUCACUGGCAUUUCUGUGGGACAUGGCUUAUCUUCUGCUUGUGACACCCUCAUCUCGCAGACUUAUGGGAGCCAGAACCUGAAGCACGUGGGGGUGAUCCUGCAGAGGGGCACACUCAUUCUACUGCUCUCCUGCUUUCCCUGCUGGGCACUCUUCCUCAACACCCAGCACCUUCUGCUUCUCUUCAGGCAGGACCCAGAUGUGUCCAGGCUUACUCAGACCUAUGUCAUGAUCUUCAUUCCAGCUCUUCCUGCAGCCUUUCUUUAUAUAUUACAAGUUAAAUACCUGCUCAACCAGGGAAUCGUUCUGCCCCAGAUUGUGACUGGAGUUGCAGCCAACCUUGUCAAUGCCUUUGCCAACUAUGUAUUUCUCUAUCAGCUGCACCUUGGAGUGACGGGUUCUGCGCUGGCCAAUAGCAUUUCCCAGUUCACCCUGGCUCUUCUCCUCUUUCUCUACAUCUUUGGGAGAAAACUGCAUGAAGCCACGUGGGGAGGCUGGUCCCUCGAGUGCCUGCAGGACUGGGCCUCCUUCCUGAACCUGGCCAUCCCCAGCAUGUUCAUGCUGUGCAUUGAGUGGUGGGCCUACGAGAUCGGGAGCUUCCUGAGUGGUAUCCUUGGCACGGUGGAGCUGGGAGCCCAGUCCAUUGUGUACGAGCUGGGUGUCAUUGUGUACAUGGUCCCUGCAGGCUUCAGUGUGGCUGCCAGCGUCCGGGUAGGAAAUGCGCUGGGUGCUGGAAACAUUGAACAGGCGAAGAAGUCCUCAGUGGUCUCCCUGUUGGUCACAGAGCUCUUUGCUGUAACCUUUUGUGUCCUGCUGUUAAGCUGUAAGGACCUUUUGGGAUACAUUUUCACUACUGACAGAGACAUCAUUGUUCUGGUGGCCCAGGUGGUCCCAAUUUAUGCUGUGUCCCACCUCUUUGAAGGUCUUGCUUGUACAAGUGGUGGCAUCCUGAGGGGAACUGGAAACCAGAAGGUUGGAGCCAUUGUUAAUGCCAUUGGCUAUUAUGUGAUUGGUCUUCCCAUUGGGAUUGCACUGAUGUUUGCCACUGAGCUUGGAGUUAUCGGUCUGUGGUCAGGGAUCACCAUCUGCACUGUCUCUCAAGUUGUGUGUUUUCUGGUCUUCGUUGCUCAGCUCAAUUGGAAACAAGCCUGUCAGCAGGCCCAAGUCAAUGCCAACUUGAAGGUAAAUAUGGCCCCGAGUGGGAAUUCUACUGCCUCUCAGGAUCCAGAUUACUCAGUGAGUCCUGAAAACCAUGGAGAGAUUUUAAUGAGAGAUACUGAAAAAAAAGAGGAGACUCUGUCAGAACAACAGAUACACCAAGAACAACCUUUGCCCACCCACACGAGAGACAAUGGCAAAUUGUCUGGAAGACAGCUGGUGCUCCGGCGAGGGCUCCUGUUCCUCGGGGUCCUUUUAGUCUUGCUCAUAGGAAUUUUAGUGAGAAUAUAUGUCAGAAUUCAGUGAUGUGUGUGAGAAAUGCAUUCACUUGUCUACACCCAAAGAAUGGACUUUUAGGGACAAUUCCUCAUUCUUGCAAGAAUGGGGUGCCAACCCAACAGACUGACACCACCAGAGGAAUUUCAGUGAGCAAUUUAACUCCUCCUCUCCUUAUACAAAAUCCCCUCCUCCUUUCCUCAUUGGCAGAAUACUCGGGUAGGCGGGCCUAACUUCCUUACCCUGCUCCCUCUGUAAGCGAUUUGUGAGUUUCUAAAAGCAAAUGAUUAAACUACAGGGGGUCACUUCCUUAACUGCUAUUGCUUUUCCAGAAUUAGCACAGAGUUCCAUUCUUAAUUAUUUACUUUCUUUUGCAUUUGUUCAGAAACCUUUUCAUGACUUCAAUAGAACAUUUUAAAUAUUUGUAGUUCAAGUGAGACAGAUAGGGUUUACUUACCUUCGGAGAAGCCCAUCAGAAGGUGAAAA
Fukomys damarensis (Damara mole-rat) is the source of this 2421-nucleotide messenger RNA. Its product is annotated as multidrug and toxin extrusion protein 1. The record is from RefSeq and is a predicted model, not a curated record. The transcript is spliced from 17 exons. Gene Ontology annotation, cellular component: membrane. Gene Ontology annotation, molecular function: antiporter activity; xenobiotic transmembrane transporter activity. Bases 256 to 1965 code for a protein of 569 amino acids. Gene Ontology annotation, biological process: xenobiotic detoxification by transmembrane export across the plasma membrane. NCBI's taxonomy places the organism in Eukaryota, Metazoa, Chordata, Mammalia, Rodentia, Bathyergidae.